UUUUUAGCAAAGCCUCUAGCUCCAGUUGACAGAAGAAGGUUAUUGAGAAAAGCGACAUAAACCCUGAGCCUGGAAACUUUCUGACACGCGCAGGACUGAGAGGGAGAGAGAAGCUUUUGGCUGCUGCUGGGGAAGGGAAAAAAAAAGGAAGAAGAAGAAAAAAAAAACCCCAGAAGUUCAAGGAAUUAAAAGGGGAAAAAGAAGAAAGAAAGGAAAACACCAGAAAAAGGGGCAAUGCCACCCAGAGCCUGCAGUUGGAAGUAGCCCACGCUGAGCCCCCCGUGCCCGGCACACGCCGUCGGCCUUGCUGCCCUGGGGAGAGCUCGAGGAUGCCUGCGGAGGGACCCAGGACUCCUGUCUCUACAUAAGCAGUGGCCAAGGGAGAGACAUGUUGGGACAGUGCCCUUUGAGCUGGCACAACACUCCCUGCGCUGAGACAGGCAUCGCUCACCAUGGCAGUCGCUUGGAGGCUUCUCACGGGGACUGUCGUCUUCACCGCCCUCGUGUGCAACUUCCCCGGCUACACCUUCCAGUCACAAGAGGAGUUCCUCUCCAGCCUCGAUCACUAUGAGAUCGCUUUCCCCAUCCAAGUAGAUCGAAAUGGGGAUUUCCUCACCUUCGACGUGAGGAGCCAGCUGAAGCAGCGGCCCCGGCGCAGCCUGGGCUCCUUGGCCUAUGAGCCAGCUGAGCAGCAGGUCUUCUACAAAGUCUCUGCCCACCGAACCCAGUUCCUCCUCAACCUGACACUGCACUCCAACCUGCUGGCUGAGCACUUCACUGUGGAGUACUGGAAGCGAGAUGGUGUGGACUGGCAACACGACUUCCACGAGGACUGUCACUACGCAGGUCACCUGCAGGACCAGUACCUCAGCUCAAAGGUUGCCAUCAGCAACUGCAAUGGACUGCAUGGAGUGAUUGUUGCUGAUGAGGAGGAGUAUUUCAUCGAGCCACUGAGCCCAGGAGCCAACGUCAGCGCAGGGAGCGAGGGCAAAGGCAGCCCCCACGUCGUGUACAAGCGCUCGUCUCUGCAGUACCCACACAUGGACGCAGCCUGCGGCGUGCUAGAUGAGAAGCCCUGGAAGGGAAGACACUGGUGGCUGAGGACACUGAAGCCCUCCCCUCUGAAGCCAUCAGGCAACCACAGCCAGCGAGGCCAACUGCCCCUGAAGAGAUCCGUGAGCACCGAGCGCUACGUGGAGACGCUGGUGGUGGCUGACAAGAUGAUGGUGGGGUACCACGGGCGGAGGGACAUCGAGCAGUACAUCCUGGCCAUCAUGAAUAUUGUUGCCAAACUUUUCCAGGACUCGAGUCUGGGCAAUAUUGUCAAUAUCUUGGUGACCCGGCUGAUUCUCCUCACCGAGGAUCAGCCCACACUGGAGAUUAACCACCACGCUGGGAAAUCCCUGGACAGCUUCUGCAAGUGGCAGAAAUCCAUUGUGAACAGGAAUGGCAAUGGGAAUGCCAUCCCUGAGAAUGGCAUAGCCAACCACGACACUGCAGUGCUGAUCACCAGAUACGACAUCUGCAUCUACAAGAACAAACCCUGUGGCACCCUGGGCCUGGCCCCCGUGGGUGGGAUGUGCGAGCGAGAGCGAAGCUGCAGCAUCAACGAGGACAUUGGCCUGGCCACAGCCUUCACCAUCGCCCACGAGAUCGGCCACACGUUUGGGAUGAACCAUGACGGGGUUGGCAACAGCUGUGGCUCCCGUGGGCAAGAGACAGCCAAGCUCAUGGCUGCUCACAUCACCAUGAAGACCAACCCGUUUGUGUGGUCCACGUGCAGCAGGGAUUACAUCACCAGCUUCCUGGACUCAGGGAUGGGAUUGUGCCUCAACAACGCUCCUCCCAAGCAAGACUUUAUCUACCCCACGGUGGCCCCGGGCCAGGCCUACGAUGCUGACGAGCAGUGUCGCUUCCAGUACGGAGUCAAAUCCCGCCAGUGUAAAUACGGGGAGGUCUGCAGUGAGUUAUGGUGUCUGAGUAAAAGCAACCGCUGCAUAACCAACAGCAUCCCUGCAGCUGAGGGGACCAUAUGCCAAACCAACACCAUUGACAAAGGGUGGUGCUACAAGAGGGAGUGUGUGCCUUUUGGGACCCGGCCAGAGGGUGUGGAUGGUGCCUGGGGAGCCUGGUCAUCCUGGGGAGAGUGCAGCAGGACGUGUGGCGGCGGCGUCUCCUCGUCCGUGCGCCACUGCGACAGCCCGCGCCCCACCAUCGGAGGGAAGUACUGCCUGGGCGAGCGGAAGCGGUACCGGUCCUGCAACACUGACGACUGUCCCCCGGGCUCCCAGGACUUCCGCGAGCUGCAGUGCGCCGAGUUCGACAACGUCCCGUUCCGAGGGAAGUACUACACCUGGAAAACCUACCGUGGGGGGGGUGUGAAGGCCUGUUCCCUCAACUGCCUGGCCGAGGGCUUCAACUUCUACACGGAGCGGGCGGCGGCGGUGGUGGACGGGACCCCGUGUCGGCAGGACUCCAACGACAUCUGCGUCAACGGGGAGUGCAAGCACGUGGGCUGUGACCGUGUCCUGGGCUCUGAUUCCAAGGAGGACAAGUGUCGUGUGUGUGGGGGAGAUGGCAGCUCCUGUGAGACCAUUGAGGGCAUCUUCAACCAGUCCCUGCCAGAGGGAGGUUAUGAGGAGGUGAUCCAGAUCCCCAAGGGCUCUGUCCACAUCGACAUCCGGGAGCUGAACCUCUCCAUCAACUACCUCGCUCUGAGGGGGGACAGUGGUGAGUACUACAUCAACGGGAAGCUCUCCAUCGACCCGCCCCGGCGCUUCGACAUCGCAGGCACCACCUUCCACUACAGGAGAUCCCCAGAGGAGCCUGAGUCCCUGGAGGCCUUGGGACCCACCAACAUCACCCUCAUUGUCAUGGUGCUGGUGAGGACAGAGCUGCAGGGCAUCCGCUACAAGUUCAACGCGCCCGUGGGCAGGGACGGGCUGAACCAGUACUCCUGGCACUACACCCCCUGGACCAAGUGCUCUGUGCUGUGUGCAGGGGGCAGCCAGACCCAGUCUGUGGUAUGCAAGAAACUCUCUGAUGGCUCAACUGUCUUCAACCAUUUCUGUAGCCCUGAGACCAAGAUGCCAGAGAGGCAGAGGCUGUGCAACACUGAGCCGUGUCCCCCGGCCUGGGUGAUCGGCAACUGGUCUGAAUGCAGCCGGAGCUGCAGCGAGGGCGUCCGCACCCGCGGCGUGUCCUGCCGGCGCAGGGUCUCCGCCACCGAGGAGAAGAGCUUGGACGACGCCUCUUGCCCUCACCCACGGCCAAAGAUGCUGGAGCCCUGCAAUAACCAGACGUGUCCUCCGGAGUGGGUGGCCCUGGACUGGUCUGAGUGCACCCCCAGCUGUGGGCCCGGCUUCCGCCACCGCGUCGUCCUGUGCAAGAGCGGCGACCACGGCGUGCCGCUGCCCAGCUCGCGGUGCCCCGAGGUGGCGCGGCCACCCAGCAGCGUGAGGUGCAACCUGCGGCGCUGCCCCCCGCCACGCUGGGUCACUGGCGACUGGGGAGAGUGCUCCUCACAGUGUGGCCUUGGCCAGCAAAGAAGAUCCGUCCAGUGCCUGGCUCACACUGGGCAGCCAUCCAGCGACUGCCUGGAGAGCCUGCAGCCCCCCAGCAUGCAGCAGUGCGAGACCAAGUGUGGGUCAGGACCUACAGACAACCCUGAAGAGUGCAAGGAUGUGAACAAGGUGGCCUACUGUCCACUCGUCCUCAAGUUCAAGUUCUGCAGCCGGACCUACUUCCGACAGAUGUGCUGUAAAACCUGCCAGGGCCACUGAGGACACGGCACGGCGCUCAGCAAGCUGGAGGGGAGAAGCUGCUCCGGAGCCUGGCCAGGCACUGCCCUUCCUCUCUGCCCCAGGAACCUCCCCCUGGCUCCAACACAGACACUGCUCGUGCUGCUGCUGGGACUUGGCACCACAUAAACACCCUUCUCACCCCCCUCCCCAGGGACUCUCGCCCUUCGCCCCCAGAGCCUCACGCUGGCAGGUUCCCGGCUCAGCCCCUGCUGCGUUCCCAGGGCGGCCAGGAGCCGGUGGCUGAGCGCUGGGAGAGGGAGAAGCUGAGCAGAGCACAGCAGCAGGGACCCUGCUGGGAAUCCUGACCUUGUUAUUUAUUAGUAGAGGACCCAGAGUCCUGUGGGCACCGAGAUGGACACGGAAGCUGCGUCACCGACCCCGGUCCCUUCCCGAGGGCAUCGGGGGCUGAGCCUGGGGGCUGCUGCCUUGCCCUCAGGGAUCCCAGGGCAGACAGGGAGGAGGUUGCAGGUGCCACAGGUGGGUGAGCAGCGUGGCUUGUGGCUCCUGGGCGAUGGAUGGCCGUGAGCUGCGUGUGGAGGGGGAGGAAGGACGUUGCUGUCUUCGUGUGCAUCCUCUCACCUCGGCGGGGGGGAAAGCUGGUCACUCAGUGAGCUUUCACUGGGAGAGGGGGGUUCUUCAGACUCGCUGAACAUAAAGCCCUCGUCCCUGUUAGGACCAUUUCUGAUUCCAGAAACACCUCGAAGCACGUGCUGAGGGCAGAGCUGAGGUGUGCUCAGGGCUGCAGCCGCUCCACGGCAGGACGGCCGGGACCUGCUGGGCUGCGGGAAGCAGAGCCGAGGAGGAUGCAAAAUGACAACUGUCCUGGUCACAGUGUCCCAUUGCCAAGCUGUGACAGGACCAGCCUUGCCCUCUCAGUCCUGGCAGGGCCCUUCCCCAGCAGUUGCCACGGCCCUCAUGGCUGCUUUGCCUCCAAAGGUGCUUUCUUUCCAAAGGUGCUUUGCCUCUGAAAGGUGCUUUGCCUCCAAAGGCCACUGCUGUGGCCUCAGGGUGCCUGUCCCACUGCCCCCAGGAGACCUCCAGUGAUGGGAAAAGUGAAGGCUUGAAGUUCCUCCAGCUCAGCUCCUGGCCAGGUCUGGGCUGACUCGGGCUCCUCCAUGGGCCACAGCCCGUGCAGGACUCCUCACCUUCCAACCCACCAAGCCUGUGCUUUGUGUUUUAUCAUCAUCAUUAUUACCAUUAUUAUCCUUUUCAGGCCCUUUCUGCAUCACCAAGGUGGGAAAUCUUGUCCAAAGCAACAUUGUGUUCCCCUGGGGGGGUCACCUGUGUGCUGUGGGGAGCUGGGCAGCCCUGGUUCCCCACAGCCACCCUCUCUGCCCUGCCAGCCCUCUCCUGCUCCUCUGCCAUCUGGGGGCUUUGUGCCCUCUCAGCAGCUGAUGGCAGCUUCUCUGCUGCUCAGCAAAUGCCAUUUGGCUGCUGCAGGGACCUUCACGUCUCUCCCUUCCUGGUGCCACGCUCCCUUCUGCCAUUCUGGGAGGGGAGGCAGGGGAGGAGAGGGAGUGUUUUCCCCUUUUUCCUAUAGAUAGAUACCUAAUGAGAAUAGCUUCACAUACUAACUCUGAGGAGGACUGACAUGAUUUCUAAUAAAGGA
This is a messenger RNA of Colius striatus (speckled mousebird), 5412 nucleotides long. It is a transcript of the gene ADAMTS10, whose product is annotated as ADAM metallopeptidase with thrombospondin type 1 motif 10. Gene Ontology annotation, cellular component: extracellular matrix. The record is from RefSeq and is a predicted model, not a curated record. Gene Ontology annotation, molecular function: metalloendopeptidase activity. Lineage: Eukaryota; Metazoa; Chordata; Aves; Coliiformes; Coliidae. The transcript is spliced from 25 exons. The coding region runs from base 453 to 3782 and encodes 1109 amino acids. Gene Ontology annotation, biological process: extracellular matrix organization; proteolysis.